Neogale vison (American mink) is the source of this 3764-nucleotide messenger RNA. It is a transcript of the gene IL4R, whose product is annotated as interleukin 4 receptor. The record is from RefSeq and is a predicted model, not a curated record. Bases 286 to 2703 code for a protein of 805 amino acids. Gene Ontology annotation, molecular function: cytokine receptor activity; protein binding. Gene Ontology annotation, biological process: cytokine-mediated signaling pathway; production of molecular mediator involved in inflammatory response. Gene Ontology annotation, cellular component: membrane; external side of plasma membrane. NCBI's taxonomy places the organism in Eukaryota, Metazoa, Chordata, Mammalia, Carnivora, Mustelidae. The transcript is spliced from 11 exons.
GGCGCGCUCAGGAAAGCCCCGCGCGGCGCGGGGAGGACGGGCGAUCCGGGGGUCCCCCACUUCCAGCUCGGGCGCCGGCGCGGCGAAUGGACCCGGGGCGCGCAGCCCCCCUUCAAGCCGGUUUGUGGUCAAGAGAGGGAAGAGGAGAGGAGAGCAGGAGGCCCUGCACCCCAUCGGGCUCAGGAAGAGCUGCCAGGUCACUUCCCGACUGCUGCUGGCUUCUGACAUUUCAAGACUUGCCACUCACGUCCUCCCAAAUAAAGACAGGUAUCUUAGGAUCUCCCAAUGGGGCGGCUUUGCUCUGGGCUCACAUUCCCCGUGAGCUGCCUGAUCCUGGUGUGGGUAGGAGGCUCUGGGAGUGUUAAGGUCCUGCAGGAGCCCAGCUGCUUCUCCGACUACAUCAGCAUCUCCGUCUGUCAGUGGGAGAUGGACGGUUCCACCAACUGCAGUGCCGAGCUCCGCCUGUCCUACCAGCUGAACUUUAUAGAGUCUGAGAACCGCACUUGUAUCCCCGAGAACCGAGAAGGUGCAGUGUGCGUCUGCUACAUGCCCAUAGAUGACGUGGUCCAGGCCGACGUCUAUCAGCUGGACCUGUGGGCUGGGAAGCACCAGCUGUGGGGCGGCUCCUUCCAGCCCAGCAAACAUGUGAAGCCCAGGGCCCCCGGGAACCUCACGGUUGACCCCAACGUCUCCCACAUGUGGCUGCUGAUGUGGACAAACCCAUACCCUACCGAUAAUCACCUGUACUCCGAGCUCACCUACAUGGUCCACAUUUCCAAUGAAAACGACCCCACGGACUUCAAAGUCUAUAAUGUGACCUACAUGGAGCCUACCCUCCGGGUGGCAGCCAGCACCCUGAAGUCUGGCGCUUCCUACAGCGCCCGAGUGAGGGCCUGGGCCCAGAACUACAACAGCACGUGGAGCGAGUGGAGCCCCAGCACCACGUGGGUUAGCCACUAUGAGCCCUGGGAGCAGCACCUGCCACUGGGCGUCAGCAUCUCCUGCCUUGUCAUCCUGGCCGUCUGUCUGUCCUGCUACAUCAGCAUCAUCAAGGUUAAGAAAGGAUGGUGGGACCAGAUUCCCAACCCAGCCCACAGCCCCCUAGUGGCCAUAGUCAUCCAGGACUCACAGGUGUCACUGUGGGGGAAGCGGUCCCGAGGCCAGGAACCAGCUAAGUGCCCACACUGGAAGUCCUGUCUUACCAAGCUCCUUCCCUGUUUGCUGGAGCACAGCAUGGACAGGGAUGAGGAGUGCUCCAAGACUGCCAGAAAUGCGCCUUUCCAGGCUCCUGGAAAAUCAGCAUGGUGCCCCGUGGAGGUCAGCAAGACGAUCCUCUGGCCAGAGAGCAUCAGCGUGGUGCAGUGUGUGGAGCUCUUUGAGGCCCCGGUGGAGAAUGUGGAGGACGAGGAGGUGGAGGAAGAUAAAAGAAGCUUCUGCCCAUCGCUCCAGGACAGCGGGGGCGGCUUCCAGGAGGGCAGGGAGGACAUCGCGGCCCGGCUGACAGAAAGCCUCUUCCUGGACCUUCUUGGUGGGGAGACUGGGGGCUUUUGCCCGCAGGGCUUGGAGGAAUCCUGCCUUCCUCCUCCUUCAGGACCUGAGUGUGCUCAGAGGCCCUGGGCUGAGUUCCCGGGGACAGGGCCCCAGGAGGCAUCACCGCGGGGCUGGGAGCAGCCUCUGCACCCCGAGUCCGCUCCUUGGGCCCCUCUGACCCAGAGGCCGGCCAGCCCGGCUUUCCCAGAGAUGCCCCCCGUCGUCACAGACAACCCCGCGUACCGCAGCUUCGGCAGCCUCCUGAGCCAGUCCGCAGCUCCCGGGGAGGGGGACUCUGACCCAGAGCAGACUGAACGCCCCGGGGAGGUGGACCCCAGCGUCCCCUCCAUCCCCCAGCCCGAGCCAGAGAGCUGGGAGCAGAUUCUGCGCCAGAGUGUCCAACAGCACCGGGCGGCCCCGGCCCCCGGCCCCGGCAGCGGCUACCGGGACUUCGCAUGCGCUGUGAGGCAGGCCGGUGUCCCCGAUGCCGGCGGGGUGGCAGGCUUCGGCCCUUCUGGGGACGCGGGCUACAAGGCCUUCUCCAGCCUGCUCCCGGGGACAUCUGGGGGCGAGGCCAGCCCUGGGGACGCGAGCUACAAACCCUUUCAGAACCUCCCUCCGGGCGGCUCGGGGGCCCCCUUCCCCGUCCCCCUGUUCACCUUUGGACUGGAUGUGGAGCCACCACGCGGCCCUGGGGACCCGCCUCUCACAGACAGCGCCCCAGAGCAUCCGUGUGCAGAGCCAGCAGGGAAGGCAGGGGACAGGCACAAGACCCUGCUGGCCCCAGAGCCAGCCACAGACGCCCUCAGGGACGACCUGGCCGGCAGCAUCGUCUACUCGGCCCUUACCUGCCACCUGUGUGGCCACCUGAAACAGUGGCAUGACCAGGAGGAGCGUGGCAAGGCCCAUGUGGUGCCCAGCCCCUGCUGUGGCUGCUGCUGUGGUGACAGGUCCUCGCCGCUGGGGAGCCCCCUGAGGGCCCCAGACGCCCUGCCAGCGGGAGCUUCCCCGGAGGCCAGCCUCUCUCCAGCCUCCCUGGCACCCCUGGGCUCAGGGGAGGACAAGUCCUCCCCGUCCUUCCAGCUGGCCCCCGGCCAUGUGCAGAGCCCAGGCCAGGCCCCCGGAACGGUGACCGUGCUGUCCACAGAGCCCACGUGCACGAGCGCCUCGUAGGGGUGUCCCCUCGUCGCUGCCGUCUGCAGGGGAGGACUGUGCCUGCCACAGCUGGAAGCCAGCCCUGGAAGGUGGCUGGCCUGGCAGAGGGAUGAGAGACUUGGAUGACCCCAGUAUGAAGUGGGGAGGUGGUCCGACGCAGGGAAACAAAGACCAGACCGCGCGCCCCAAAUCUCCCAGCCUUGGCCUGGGCUCAGCACAUCCCAUGGGAGUGGAUGGCGUGCGGAGCGGGCAGAGGCAGCUUCAGAGAUCGGGAAUUCCUUGGGAACCUCGGCGUGUGCACCAGCCGUUGGCCUCUUCAUGGGUCCCCAGCUUGUCCAGGGUGCUGUUCCUGCCGUGCCCCCCCGCCCGCUGCAAGGCUUGCGUUGUGCACCUCCUCACCCUGGAACUCAAGUCUUGUCCGGUUCUGGGAUUCGCUGCUGCCGUCCCGUGCAUUGGACGCCGAGCCCAGAAACUAAUCAAGCCAGCCAAGGGGGAAGGACUUGGAGGCCUUGGGAAAUGGAUGGGUAUUGAAGUCGGGGACAGGUCCUCAUUUGCCCAGGGGUGCCCAUUCACCGAACAGAUCUCCUUUGGGUUGACACUGGAGGCAGGAUCUGGGUUGGGGGGGGAUGGGGCCCUUCAUUAGGAGUGGGCGACAGACACAAAGGGACACAGAAGAUUGUGGUCACCAAGCCACCAAGUUGCCGUCAGGUUCCCACAUGACCGUUAAGACUGGGGGGUGCUCCGGUGAAGCAUGGGAUCCCCAGAAUAAACACAGCCAGCCACUUUGGGGCCGCUCUGUGCCUGCAGCCACGGGAGGCCAAACGGAGGGCGUGGCCCCCCCUCCACUGACCCAGCCUCGCUGUGCGGUCCAGACUUCCACACCAGGCACACUUAGCCUGCCCAUUGACCUGCCCCCUGGGUUGAGUAAUGCUUGUUUGCAUCUCAAAGAUUAUUUUAUCACCUGGUUUGUCUCAGCGGGGGAGGGUGGAACAGGAGGCCGUAGGGUUUUGUAUAAAUAAAGACUCUUUAUCUCCUUCUCCGCCCUCCUCCCCCAUUUAUUAAACAAACGUACUGCUAGA